CAUGAAAGGAGAAAGAAAAGAAAAAUAAAACUGAAAUGGCAGAUAAGAUGGAAAAGCGAUUGCACGUGACGCCAAUCUGACAGCGCUGCCAUUGUCAGUUGUGUGUCUUUGUCUUUGCUCUCUCUUUUCUCACCUCUCAGUCUCUCUCUCUCUCUCUAUUUCUCUCUCUCUCUCUCUCUCUCUCUCUCUCUCUCUGUCUGUCUCACGCUUCAAUGCUCCUGUGUCACUUUGUCCGUCUUGUAAACGGUUGCUUGGCCUAUUUAGAUAAUCACCUCCGAUAGGGUUAUGGUUGUGGCUGUGUGACUGUGUGAGGAGAGAAGAAAGAGAGAGAGAGAGGAGAGAGAGAGAGAUGAGAAUAAAAGAUACAGUAUGUCAUGUGAAGAAAAGAAAAAAUAUGGGCAGUGUUUAGAGUUUUGGGCACUCUGAUGUCUGUCAUGAUAUCCUUCUUCUCUUAAAUACGGUUCUACUAUGUAUCUCCAACAGGUCCUCAGAGUAGCCCCGUAGGAGAGCUGUCCGUUCUGCUCUGCUCUCUCUUGCUUUAUUUUCCUCUCACACACACACACAUUCACACACACACAUACACACUUUCAUUUUCUCUGUGACUUCCUUUUUGUGUGCCGAUGGGUGACCAGUCAGCGUUCGAGAACCCUCUGGCCGAGAGCCACCCCAUGCAGGCCUUCAUUUCCCGAGUCCUGCCCCAUCCUCCUCCGAGGUUGUCCCGAGACCCCUUCGGCCACUGCUCCCCCCUCGCCAUGGGAGGGGGCGGCCACUUCAUGGAGGGGGCGGAAGGGGUGGACGGCGAGGCCGGAGAGGGCUACCCCGUCAGCGGCCUGGAACAGCAGCAGGAGAGUCCCGUCGGCUGGGGCGGUCAGGCAUCUUCCUCCUCCUCCUCCUCCUCCUCCUCAGCAGCCGUGAUGCCCUCCGGACCCCGAGGCAGAAGCCAAAUUGAGGAGUACAGGGAGGACUGGGCCUACCAGACAGUGCUGGAUGGAUACAGAGGAGGAGGAGGAGGAGGAGGUGGUGAAGAAGGCGCAGGAGGAGGCAACCGACAAAAGCUGGACUCCUUCUCCGAGGCAUUCUUCCGACGUAGCUUAGAGCGGAAGUAUGCCGACGCGGCAGACGGCUUCUUCGGGAUGAAAGGGAUUCCAGAGGGUUCGGUUUCAGACUUCCCCCUACCGUCGUUGUCCAACUCCUUCGCCUUUCCCCACGUCCUCAGUCCACCCCCGACCCCCCUGCCGGCCGGCCCAGUCUCCUCCCCGCCGCGCCGGAUGCACCUCCCGCCCUCCUUCCAGGCCGAGGUUCUGCCCCCCGGCGCCCAGCACCAGCUGGACCUCUCCUGCUCUGGCCCCGUGCAGUUCUUCCCCACCCUGCAGCCCUUCUACCCCUCCAGCCAAUCGCCGACGCUCACGCCCAAGUUCCCGCUCCACCAUUGGCUGCAGCCGUCAGCUGAGGUGCCUAUGAGGGGCAGGGACCCAACCCCACCCAUUGGCCAGGGCAGAGACUCCCUUCUUUACCCCGAGGAGGAAUUCCAUCUGAAACAUCUGGACUCCGGCCAGCACAAUGACUAUGGAAGUGCAGAUUGCGGCCUGCAAACGCCCAUCAGCUCGCCGCUGUCCCAGUACCCACAGUCCUGCACGAAGCCCCAGCUCGGGCCAGACGCUGUGUCCUCUGCCAGCCACAUGACCUGGUCUACGGUGGUUCCAUGCUCUGUCCCCUCAUCGCUGUCCGUCUGCCUGACCUCACUGACCCCUCACCUACAGACCAAUGGCCACCGGGCAGGAGAGGAGGUCCGACCCUGCGUGAGCUCGCAGAUGUUGAUGAACCAGCCUGUGAGCCACACGCAUAUCCAGAAUGUGAGCCCCCAGGUCUACGCUGGAACUCCUUUCCAGAGCAUUCUACAGGCCACUAGGGAGGUGGACGUGUUGGACUGGGACGGGAUGACUGACGCCACGCUCCGCUACACGCCGCAGCCCAUGCUAAACCCCCACCGGCGUGGGACGGGCCUCUUCAGUAGCCUGGCGCCCCUCAGCACAGCAGUGGACAGGGAUCUGAGCACAGCCAGUGGAGAGAGAGCCUUACUUCACAGAGGAAUUAACAUCGGUCCAGAGUUCCAGGCGGAGCUGCCGAGUUUGUUAACACGGGACGCUGAAGAGGACGAGGAGGAGGAGGAGCUGGACACUGAUGAACCGCUCUCGGUGCAGUUACUAUGGAAACCAUCCAAGGAGCUGGAUAAUGACACCAUACUUCAGGAACAAGUGGAGCGGGUGCUGGAGCUCUGCAGUUCCGGAGCUGUACCAGGAGGGGGCACCAACGUGGAGCUCGCUCUCCACUGCCUGCACCACUGUCAGGGUGACAUAAUGACUGCCGUGGAGAUGCUGCUCUUCUCCCACCCGUUCCCGGCCGGUGACUACCAUUACUCAGGGAGCGAUGUCUGGCAUUUGAAUGAAAAGAGAUUGUUCUUCAAAGCCUACGCCAUGUAUGGCAAAGAGUUCUCUCUCAUCUCAAAAAUGGUGAAGACAAAGCGAGUUUCCCAGUGUGUGGAGUUCUACUACCUUUCCAAGCGGCUCCCGGACAAACAGAGACGGCAGAGGGAGCGGGAGAGGGAGCUAGAGCUGGAGCAGGAGGCUAGAGCUGCCUCAGUCAACAGAGUCCCUCUGGCGUCUAAGGCACUGGCAGGCCCAGCAGGUAUGGAUGGCGUGAUCCGAACCCCAUCGCUGGCUACCAGCUUCCCCUGCAAACAGUGUGGAAAAAUGUUCUAUAAGAUCAAAAGCAGGAACGCUCACAUGAAGAUCCAUCGGCAGCAGCAGCCGGAGACUUGGACUGACGGCAACGGCCCGUGCAAGAACCUCACGGUGACCCAGCAGGACCAGCAGGUUCUGGUUCAGCCUGCGCAGAACCACCAGCUCCUCCUGCAGAACCUGGUCCAGUCUCAGGCCUGUCUCACUUUCCUCCAGAACCCCAAAAACCACGCAAUCAACAUCAGUGCUCAGUCCUUAGCCAGCUUGAGCCCCAAUAUCGUCCCCAAGUCCUCCCCGCUACCCCUCUACCCAACCGGCCUCCCCUCGUGGGAGGGCUUCCAGGGGGUCUCUGACUCGGGCGCUCUGUACUAUGACCCGGAAGGGAAACCCAUGCUGGGAGCCAAAGGUCAAAUUCAAUGGCCAUAGCAGUCAGAUAGUGCAUGCGUUCAACUGUGAAAUUCCUGGACUCAUUCGCAGUUGUUGGGGAGUUGUGUAUAUAUUUUUGUGUAGAUAAUGUUUAUACAUUUUUAUAUUUUGAAUAAGCUUUAUUUUUUAAGAAUACUUAAGAUCAAUAAAUUGAUUUUUUGUUAGAUUUGUGGAUACUUUUUGAUUGAAAAUAAAGUUGAUUUCAGGUUCAAUAUUAGUUUAACCAAAGCCAUAGAAAGACAUGCACUUACUGUAUAAAAUAUUCACAGGAAUCUGUAGAGUAAAAAGUAACUAGACACAUACACACACACACACACACACACACACACACACACACACAGAGGGCUGCUGGUUGGACUCUUUUUCCCAGUGCUGUCAGAAAAUCAA
Messenger RNA from Alosa sapidissima (American shad), 3551 nucleotides. RefSeq lists its product as uncharacterized. The coding region runs from base 621 to 3164 and encodes 847 amino acids. Gene Ontology annotation, biological process: negative regulation of DNA-templated transcription; regulation of transcription by RNA polymerase II. Gene Ontology annotation, molecular function: transcription corepressor activity. NCBI's taxonomy places the organism in Eukaryota, Metazoa, Chordata, Actinopteri, Clupeiformes, Clupeidae. The record is from RefSeq and is a predicted model, not a curated record. Gene Ontology annotation, cellular component: transcription regulator complex; histone deacetylase complex. The transcript is spliced from 12 exons.